Molecule: messenger RNA, 956 nt
Organism: Trematosphaeria pertusa
Lineage: Eukaryota; Fungi; Ascomycota; Dothideomycetes; Pleosporales; Trematosphaeriaceae
Product: DUF846-domain-containing protein
Exons: 3
Coding region: 58-642 (194 amino acids)
Biological process (GO): vesicle-mediated transport; protein secretion
Cellular component (GO): Golgi membrane
Source: RefSeq, a predicted model, not a curated record
CCGAAGCCGAAGCUUCCCCAGCUGCAGCUAACCAAACACCAACCCGCACGCAUCGACAUGGAGACUGCACAGCAGAUGCCCGCGCCGGGCAGUUUGAGCUGGAGGCUCAGCAGCCAUCCGAUCACGCUCCUCACGUUCCUAUUCUUCCGGGUUUCAAGCCUCCUAGUCUACCUCUUCGGCCUGCGCCUCUUCACCUCCAACUUCGUGCUGAUCUUCAUCAUCACGAUCCUACUACUCGCCACCGACUUCUACUACCUAAAGAACAUCGCGGGGCGGCGGCUCGUCGGGCUGCGCUGGUGGAACGAAGUCGACACCGCGAGUGGGGACAGCCGCUGGGUGUUUGAGAGCGCGGACCCGGAGACGCGCCAGAUCAACGCGACGGAUAAGCGCUUCUUCUGGAUCGCGCUGUAUGCGCAGCCCGUGCUGUGGAUUCUGCUCGCGGUCGUGGCGCUCGCGAGCUUGGAGUUUAUCUGGUUGACGCUGGUUGUUAUCGCACUCGUGCUCACCAUCACCAAUGCGCUCGCAUACUCGCGCUGCGAUAAGUUCAGCCACGCUACCGGCUUCGCCUCGAAUGCUAUGUACGGCUCCGGUCUCGCGAGGAAUCUGGCAAGCGGCAUGGUCAGCAAUUGGUUCAGGAGAUGAUCCCCUCUGGGGUCGCGGUUGACAACGGUUGGAGCGAAAAGCACAGGUAUCCUUGUAAGAGUACGCAUGCGGAUAAUGGGCAUGGAGGUCUUUGGCGUUUUGGAGGAAGGGGGAAUAUUAGACAGAUAUCCUUGGUUUCGAGAAUUUGCAACAGCCUUCAUACAGAAGCGCUUGCGUCACAUCGGAAUGCUUUAAUCUACGAUGGUCCUAUCUUGAGACAUGGUAUUUAUACAAUAGCCAGCUUGGCUACGUUUAGGGGAUAUUUCAGUAUCUACACAGUGAUCAUGACGCUAGCGUUCUUAUACCAGCUCAAC